AUGGCAGCAGCACUCAACAUUGUGCGUCAGAGCUUAUUCGCCGGCAGCCCAAAAUACACAGAAAAUGAUUUACCCGAUCUCAAGGGCAAAGUAAUUGCCAUCACAGGCUCAAAUACCGGCGUCGGCAAAGAAAUCGCCAAGAUGGUCUACAGCAAGAACGCAAAAGUCUACAUGUUCGCGCGAACAACAACGAAAAAUGAAAAGGCUCGUGACGAGAUCAAAGCUGCCUUUCCCGAAUCACACGGGGAAUUGAUUUGUCUCCAAAUAGACCUCGCCGACCUGGAUAGUGUCGAAGCAGCUGCUGCAAAAUUUAUCAGCAGGGAAGAUAAGCUUCACGUUCUGUUUAAUAAUGCAGGCGUUGGAUUCCCCGAAUACGGCUCCAAGACCAAGCAAGGCUACGAACUACAAUUGGGAGUCAAUUGUCUUGGCAGUUUUGCUCUGACCCAGAGGCUGACGCCUGUAUUGGUUAAUACUGCAAAGACAUCUACACCAGGAACUGUUCGCGUGGUUUGGGCAUCGUCAACAGCUGCAUUUUGGACAUCCACGAAGAAAUACAUAGAACGUGUCAAGAAUAUUAACAAGCAGAGCCUAUUUCAGCAAUAUGCGAUUAGCAAGCUCGGCAAUUAUUACCACGCGACGGAAUAUGCUGCCCGCCACAAAGGCGACGGUAUCAUCUCUGUCCCGCUCAACCCCGGCAAUCUCGACUCAGAGCUCUGGCGCACGCAGGGGAAGUUUCUGACUUCGAUCCUCCGAAGAACUGUUUUCUAUCCGUCGCACUAUGGUGGGUAUGUCAAUAUCUUUGCGGGGUUCUCUCCCAAAGUUACGCUUGAGAGUUCGGGCAGAUUCAUUUCGCCGUGGGGAAGGUUGUGGCAUGCACUCCCGGCCAUGGUGAAAGGAUCAAAGACGGAGGAUAAAGGAGGAACGGGCCAUGCGAAACGGUUCUGGGAAUGGACGGAGGAUCAGGUCUCACGAAAUGUAUCUGCUCCCAGUGCCAAGGCGUAG
Fusarium subglutinans is the source of this 1002-nucleotide messenger RNA. Its product is annotated as Oxidoreductase short-chain dehydrogenase. The record is from RefSeq and is a predicted model, not a curated record. Lineage: Eukaryota; Fungi; Ascomycota; Sordariomycetes; Hypocreales; Nectriaceae. The transcript has 3 exons. The coding region runs from base 1 to 1002 and encodes 333 amino acids.